UCCCCCGCCGAUCAUAUGUUCGUGAGCGAGGCGCGCGCCGGCGCUCAGCCGCUCACUGCGAGUCGCGCACUCGUCGCUGCCGCAACACCGCCAGUGGCGCUCGAUCAGCUGUCCGCGCGGAGCAGCGCUAGCGAGUCCCGCUCCCGUGUCCGGCCGGCCGCAGUGCGGUGCGCGAUGGACCUGCUGUGCGAGGAACGCGUCAGCCCGAGCAGCGCCGGCAGCGCGGGUGAACCGGCCGCGGCUGCGCCGGGCCCGCGAGCCGCCGGCUGCGACCCGGUACUGCUGCGCCGCCGCGUGCUCGACAACCUGCUGCGCGCCGAGGAGCGGUACGCCGUCACCGCGAACUACUUCGCUACCCUACAAACGGAGAUCACACCGCACAUGCGCCGCCUCGUCGCCGAGUGGAUGCUAGAGGUGUGCGAGGACCAGAGUUGCCAGGAGGAGGUAUUCCCGCUGGCCAUGUCAUACCUGGACCGGUUCCUGAGCACGUGCGCGGUAGGCAAGAGCCAGCUGCAACUUCUUGGCACGGCCUGCUUGCUGCUCGCCUCCAAGCUGCGGGAGCCAGGCUCACGCGGCCUACCCGCCGACCUACUCGUGUUCUACACCGCCAACAGCAUUACUCUCUCCGACCUCUGUAGCUGGGAACUGCUGGUGUUGUCAAAACUGAAGUGGGACGUGGCGGGUGUAACGGCGCACGACUUUCUGCCGCUGCUGUUAGCGCGCCUGCCCUUGCCCGCCCUCGUCAACACAGACAUGGUGCAGCGCCACGCACAGACCUUUAUUGCGUUAGCUGCUAGAGAUUACGAGUUCACGCUGUACUCGGCGAGCACGCUGGCGUGCUGUAGCAUAGCAGCGGCUCUCCGCGGCCUCUGCAUGGACGGCCACCUGCCGCGACUGCGCGACCUCACCGGCAUCGACUUGGACUGCCUUCAGACAUGCCUAGAGCAGAUAGAGGAGAUGGUACAGGUGAUGAUAGAGGAGCGCGUCGCGACGGCCCCAAACGGGCAGACGCGCGCGGCGGCGGGGGGCUGGACGCCGCCGCCCGCGCAACCCAAGACGCACAACAGCGCAGCCACACCCACUGACGUGCGCGACGUGCACUUCUAGCGCCCUAGUCGCGCACGCGCAUGCGCACGCCCGGCCGCACAAAGCGCCACAAUACCGAAUGUCGUGUGCCACGUGCACUUGAACAUCUCCACCAUUGCCGCCCGCAGCCGGCGCAUGGAACUAUCGCUUUAAUUACCAUGUGUAUAAGUACGAGAAUACUUUAAACUACAACGUUUAGUUGCAACGGUGAAUCCGUGAUCGAGGACUGAUAUAAAGACUGACGAUUACAUGUGUCUAACAUAAGUACCUUUUGAGUGUUAAAUGUAAGUCCUAUUCGGUUAAUAGGUUAAGCCCCGCGUGCUACUUUAGUUAACUUUCCGCGCGGAGUUGCGUCGCCGCAGCACCGGAGGUGACAGGCGUCGAGCUCUGAUCAGGUCUAACUCUAGAUGUGGUACCGCUUGCGCAUACACUUUCCAUUUCUAGGUAACAUGCUUUUGAAAUUACAAUCUACCUCUUAAUGUUUAAGAUGAUCAUCAAUUUUGUUCGAUGAAAGCAUAUUCAGUAAAAGAAAUAGAUUUAGAUUUAGGAGUAAGGCAGAUGUUAUAUGGGACCAAAGGGAAAAUUGAUCGAGUUGAACAAAGAAGGAAGCAAUCAAAUUCCAGAAGAUAAUUGUUACAAAAUUAAUGGGCAAUUUCAAUUUGAUUGAACAAGCAUUUAUGUGACAAAUCAUGUUGAAUAUUAAAUAUAGUUGCAGUUUAUUUAGUUGAUUUCUUUGACUAUAAGUAGAAAUAUCUAUUUUGUUGCUUAUAACAAAGGAAAUAAGUAAAUUAUCUAUAAAAAUAUAUUAAAAUAUAAAUUUAAUUUCAUCUGACUUCAUAUAUUACGUCGAUCGACUUCUAACAUCGGGGGAAGGCAAUAAAAUACGCUUUUAUUUUGUAAAAAUAAAACUUAUGUUCAUCUUUUACAUAUAGUUAAUAUGUAUAGUAUUUCUUCUACUUAUUCCAUUUACAUAAAUAAAGCAACAUGGUUUGCGUAUUGCACAUACAUAAAAAUAAUUAUCGAGUUAGAUGAAAGGCUGUAUAUUUUGUAUGGUUUGUGGGCACCGGCACUGCCAUUGUUCCUUUGCACGUUACGUACAGUGAAACUAUUUAAUUAUAAGUUUAUUAUUAUUGUGAUAGAUAUAAAGUUGUUUUAAUUUCGAAUCGUAGUCACUUCAAGUCAUAAUAUGUAACUUAGGGGUCCUAUUGCGGUUGAAUUUAUUGUUAGAAAGGACAAGAUGAUAUUGCGAUUUACGCAUCGUGUUUAAGAUUAGUAGUAAGUUGUAAACAGUUUUUGUUCCUAUGCUUACAACCGCUGGAAAUACAAUAGCCCAAUUUUUAUGUUGACCAGCAAAUAACUUGUUGACAAAUAACGAUGAUAUUAAAAUAACUGACUGAUUUAACGGGGUAUUCCUUGUUGUCUACCUACAUUUGACUGUUCUCCAAGAUAUUUGCCGGAGUUAAACUGUGUUGUACUUAAGAAUUCUACAAAAUCAAUACUGUUUCAUAUGCUAUGUGAUAUCUCUUGGUUUAUAUUAAACAUAUAUCGCUGAUUUACUUUAGAUAUAAAAUAGUUAUAAUAAAUUUAUUAUUAGUAAGAUCUUUAUAUCCGUUUGUAAUAAAUUGUGGUAUUGUUAAUUAAGAAUUAUGUCAAAUGUCUUCCAUUGAGAUAUAAAUUGGGAAGUCGACACGAUAUAAGAUUGUCGAACUUUAUUCCAAAUGCAUAAAAUGGUUUAUGUAAAUAUAUAAAUAGAAUAAAUGUAAAUAUAAAGAUGUAUGCUCUAAGCAUUCGGUGCCAUAAGUUAUUAUAUAAUAAAAGUAUUCUGUAAACUUUUAAAGAGAUGAUAUAGAAAAUAUGUUAAACGAACCAUAUCUCAAGUACCUACAUACAGCAAAUGUUAGAUCGUUUGAUCUAAAUAUAUAAUUUAUAAGAAAUUCGGUUGUGGUUGUACCUAUUGUUAGGAAAUUCAAAAUUGUCAUAAUUAAUAAAUAGACACUAAAUAAAUAUUUCUUUUAAUAAAAACUAUGUGGGAAAAUAUACGCAUUACGAAAUAAUAGUUACUAUGUUAUUGCUUAUUAGGCUUUUGGACUGGCUUUUUGAUAUAGUAUAGGAUAUAAGAUAUUAUUGUUAUGGUAUAGAUUAAAAGUUUAACGUAUGAGACAGAAAGAAAUCUUGAUUUUGUUUCAAUGUAUAUAUAAAUAGUUGGCGGAGUUUUCUGCAAAGAAGUGAUCUUUUUCUUUUGGGACGCGGACGCCCUCUGUUAUGUAAGAAGCUAAAUUCUAAAGAAACAAAGCGCGGAAUUGCGUUACUUUGAUUUUAUAUGUGAUUAUUACGUUUAAGUUGCUCUUUGUAUUGUAUUAUCGUUACGAGAUGUAGAUAUUUAAAAAAAUAAUAAAAAUCUCAAAAAUUA
Papilio xuthus (Asian swallowtail) is the source of this 3496-nucleotide messenger RNA. Its product is annotated as G1/S-specific cyclin-D3. Bases 16 to 1107 code for a protein of 363 amino acids. The transcript has 5 exons. The record is from RefSeq and is a predicted model, not a curated record. NCBI's taxonomy places the organism in Eukaryota, Metazoa, Arthropoda, Insecta, Lepidoptera, Papilionidae.